Drosophila navojoa is the source of this 851-nucleotide messenger RNA. RefSeq lists its product as uncharacterized. Lineage: Eukaryota; Metazoa; Arthropoda; Insecta; Diptera; Drosophilidae. The record is from RefSeq and is a predicted model, not a curated record.
UAUUCCUUGGACUGUUUACUGAAGAUAAGACAGUACGCGUCAGUACGCAUCGUUGGGAAUUUUUCAUUUUCAAUUAUGGUUGCCUUAUAAAAGACACACAGACCCAAGAAUGGUCAAACAGUUGGGAACUCACAGCUUGACAAUGAAAGUCCUAAUAUUUGUAGUACUUAUUGGGAGCAUUCUAGUAGCUUUGACUGCAGCAAAGCCACAAGGAUAUCAUCAUGGAGACAUUGAACACCAAAUAUGGCCAUAUGAAGCGAGCGACGGCCAGCAGAAAAUGGGUCAACGACCGAUGACUGUUGAGGGCUCUAAUGAUCGUCCUGACGAGCGUCCAGGUAGCGGACAGCGUCCUCCCUAUGACCACGAACUAAGUCCGCUUGGCGGUCAACGUCCUCAACCCGAUCAGCGUCCUCCAUAUAACCACGAGCACGGUUCAUCCAAUGGACAGCAAUCCCAGCCUGAUCAGCGUAAUCCCUAUAACCACGAGCAAGGUUCAUCCAAUGGACAGCAAUCGCAAGGUUCAUCCAAUGGACAAAAAUAUCAACCCGAUCGACGUCCACCACAUAUGCACCGUCGUCAUCAUGGCCGCCGCCCACAAGACGAGGAAAGCACAACUUUUGAGCCUGAAGAUGCGACCACAGUCGAGCCUGAAGAGUCGACCACACUCGAGCCUGAAGAUUCGACUACAGUCGAGUCAGAACAGUCGACCACUGUUGACCCUGAGGUAUCGACGACCUUGGAGCCAGAGGAAGGUAAACACUUUCUAUUGCACAUGAAAACAUAUUGAAUGUAGUAUUCUAUUAAAGUUUUGGUAGUCAAGCACAUAAAUCUUCAAUUUUCUGUUCUGAACU